Nycticebus coucang (slow loris) is the source of this 2243-nucleotide messenger RNA. RefSeq names its product ankyrin repeat domain 54 (gene ANKRD54). The coding region runs from base 194 to 1093 and encodes 299 amino acids. Gene Ontology annotation, biological process: regulation of intracellular signal transduction; regulation of protein kinase activity. Lineage: Eukaryota; Metazoa; Chordata; Mammalia; Primates; Lorisidae. The transcript is spliced from 8 exons. Gene Ontology annotation, cellular component: cytoplasm; nucleus. Gene Ontology annotation, molecular function: protein kinase regulator activity; protein binding. The record is from RefSeq and is a predicted model, not a curated record.
GAGAGUUUAGACUGGCAGGGUCGCCAUUGAUCCGACAGCUCCAGCCACCCAAGCCCGCCCCCUCUCGGUUGCCGUGGAAGCAGGCCCGGCCCGCCCUCUAGCUGUCUGACAGCAAGACAGAGCGGAGGGAAGUAGGUCCGUGGGUCGGUCGGGAACGAGGCUCUGGCUGCCGGGCCCGCGCAGAGCCGUUGCCAUGGCAGCCGCCGCCGGGGACGCGGACGACGAGGCUCGCUCCGGCCGCUCGAGCUCCGAUGGCGAGUGCGCGGUGGCGCCGGAGCCGCUAACUGGCGCCGAGGGCCUCUUCUCCUUUGCAGACUUUGGUUCUGCGCUGGGCGGCGGCGCAGGCCUCCCUGUCCGGGCGUCCAGCGCGGCCCAGUCCCCGCUGCGUUACCUCCAUGUCCUGUGGCAGCAGGACUCGGAGCCGCGCGAUGAGCUGCGCUGUAAGAUCCCCGCUGGCCGGCUGAGGCGCGCCGCUAGGCCCCACCGCCGGCUCGGGCCCACGGGCAAGGAGGUGCACGCUCUGAAGAGGCUGAGGGAUGCAGCCAAUGCCAAUGAUGUGGAAACAGUGCAGCAGCUGCUAGAAGAUGGCGCGGAUCCCUGUGCAGCUGAUGACAAGGGUCGCACAGCACUCCAUUUUGCCUCCUGCAAUGGCAAUGACCAGAUUGUGCAGCUGCUUCUAGACCACGGGGCUGAUCCUAACCAACGAGAUGGGCUAGGAAAUACACCACUGCACCUGGCGGCCUGCACCAACCAUGUCCCUGUCAUUACCACACUGCUACGAGGAGGGGCCCGUGUAGAUGCCCUGGACCGAGCUGGCCGCACACCCCUGCACCUGGCCAAGUCCAAGUUGAACAUCCUUCAGGAGGGCCACUCCCAGUGCCUAGAAGCUGUGCAGCUGGAGGUGAAGCAGAUCAUCCACAUGCUGAGGGAGUACCUGGAGCGCCUAGGGCAGCAUGAACAGAAAGAACGGCUGGAUGACCUCUGUACCCGCCUCCAGAUGACAAGCACCAAAGAGCAGGUGGACGAAGUGACUGAUCUCCUGGCCAGCUUCACCUCCCUCAGUUUGCAGAUGCAGAGCAUGGAGAAGAGGUAGCAAGAAAGACUCCCUGCCUUCUUGCUCUGCCUCUGCCCCCCUGCUUCCACUGCUGUCUCAUUAUAAAGAAAAGGCCCAACGUCUGGGACUUUGGAGCUAUUCUUGUCUGGUGAGGACCUUGCCAUCAUCCUCAGAUGCUGUGGGGCAAAGACUUUCUCUCCACAACCUCAGAGCCACUGCCAACCACGAUCUCCAUCACCUCUGGUGUGGGACGCCAACCCCCAGCUUCUUCCUCCAUUCCCACAGCACUAGGCCAGCUUCUGCUGCCACAGUUCAGCUCUGGCCAACCUGCACUGUCCUAGCAGCCUCACCUGCCCCAUGGCCUCCAUGGCACCCUAACUAGGACCCAGACCCUUCUCUGUAUUCUCCUUGGUCAUGGGCUUAUUACAGCCAACAGGCAUGGGCUAAGGCAGGCACCCUCUGGCCAAGGGAACUGGCCCUGUACCUGUCACCAGCACUUAGAUUUAGACUUCUCACCACCAGACUUUCAAGGAGACCCUGCAGUGAUUUUCUCUAGUUGGAAGGGGAGGGUUAGUAAAGCCUAGACCUUAAAAUACAAGGUCAGGAAGGAAGGAAAUACCCCAAAGUAAAAAAUCCCAACCCUGGGCGGUGCCUGUGGCUCAAGGAGUAGGGUGCCGGUCCCAUAUGCUGGAGGUGGCAGGUUCAAACCCAGCCCCGGCCAAAAACCACAAAAAAAAAAAAAUCCCAACCCUUUUUCUCUCAGUCAUUGAAACACUAGGAGGGUGUAAGAGGUUUGCAGCCUAGUUAUAGUAGGCUGUUGGUGCCCCCCACCCCCCAGGAACCGGUGACCAUUACCUUAGAGGGCAAGAGGGGCUUUGCAGAUGUUAAUUACAUUAAGGAUCUUUAGCCCGGGACAUGAGCCUGGAUUGUCCAGGUGGGCCUGAUUUAAUCCCAGGGAUUCUUUUAAGAGCAAAGCAGGAACUGAGAGAGGAGGUAGGAGAUACAGUGAUGAGAGCAAGAAGAUGGAGCAGUUCCAGGAGGGGUCACAAACCAAGGAAUGCAGGCUGCCACCAGAAGCAAAGAAAUGGGUUUUCCCCUGAGAACUUAAAAAAGAUGCCAGCCCUUAAUGAGACUGAUUUUGGAAUUAAGGCCUCCAGAACUGUAAGGGAAUAAAUUUGUGUUGUCUUAA